AUGGAACAAGGCCUAAAUGCGCCGCCGCCGCCCCAUGUUCUCAUUUUUCCCUUCCCGGCUCAGGGACAUGUCAACUCCAUGCUCAAGCUAGCCGAGCUUCUUGCCCUUGCCGGCAUCCACGUCACCUUCCUCAACACAGAUCACAACCACGAUCGCCUCGUGCGUUACACCAACGUCCUAGCCCGUUUCGCAUGCUUUCCUGGAUUUCAAUUCAAGACCAUCCCCGACGGCCUUCCGGCCGAAAACCCACGAGCCGGCGACCACUUCAUGGAGAUGUUUGGUACCUUAAAAUCGGUAACUAAGCCUAUAUUUAGAAAGAUACUGUCUUCGGGUCAAUCAAAUUCAAAUACUAGUAGACGGCCAGUGAGUUGCAUCAUAGCUGAUGGGAUCUUGAGCUUUCCUAUUGACGUCGGCGACGAACUUGGCAUUCCCGUCAUUCAUUUCCGUACCAUCAGUGCUUGCUCCUUCUGGGCUUACUUUCGCAUUCCAGAUAUAAUUGACGCCGGCGAGCUUCCUAUCAGAGGAAAUGGAGACAUGGAUCGCCUUAUAACCAGCGUGCCAGAUAUGGAAACUUUUCUCCGGUGCCGAGACCUCCCGAGUUAUUGCCGAGUCAGCGACCUGGCAGACCCGAAUCUCCAACUCGCUGCUGAUGAGACCAGACAAUCCCCCAGAGCCCGUGCUCUCGUACUCAACACGUUUGAAGAACUCGAAGGACCUGUACUCUCCCAUAUACGCACUCACUGUCCCAAAAUAUAUACCCUUGGACCCCUCCAUUUACUCUUGAAACUCAAACUUGGAUACAAAACGACCACGUUGCACUCUCAGUCCUCGAACAGCCUCUUCGAAGUGGACAGAAGCUGCAUGACGUGGCUUGACGCUCAACCAUUGAACUCUGUAAUCUACGUCAGCUUUGGAAGCAUUACAAAAAUGACAAAGAAGGAGCUGAUGGAGUUUUGGUAUGGUUUGGUUAAUAGCAAAAAGCGGUUCUUGUGGGUAAUACGGCCGGACAUGGUGGACGGAAAAGAUGGGGACGGUCAGACUCCGGCGGAGCUGGUGGAGGGGACGAAGGAGAGGGGGUACAUGGUGGGUUGGGCCCCACAAGAGGAGGUCCUGGCCCACCCGGCCGUUGGUGGGUUUUUCACCCACAGUGGGUGGAACUCAACCUUGGAGAGUAUAGUGGCUGGGGUUCCCAUGAUUUGCUGGCCUUACUUUGCGGAUCAGCAAGUGAAUAGCAGGUUUGUGAGUGAGGUUUGGAAGCUUGGGAUGGACAUGAAGGAUGUCUGCGACAGAGUUACUGUGGAAAAGAUGGUGAAUGAUCUGACGGUGGAGAAGAGGGAGGAGUUUCUAAAAUCAACGGUUAAGAUGUCUAGGUUGGCCAGAGAAAGUGUGAGUGAGAGUGGAUCCUCGUAUUGCAAUUUCGAGCGUUUGAUCGAGGAUAUAAGGUUGAUGCGCCAGGGUGCUAAAUAAUAUCUUCAACCAAUAAGGAUUGACAUCGUUUGGGCGUUGGUUAGUUCUCCAAUAAGCUAGUUUAGCAUAUCGAGUAAUGUUAUAAGUUUUUUUUUAUUAUUUUUGUGCCUUUUUAAGAAUGUUUGUGAUUGAUUAUUCUUGGAAGGAUACAAAAAUAAUAUAAGAGAAACUUGUAAAAUUACUCUGGUAUCCUAAUCCACAAAUAAAUAAAUAACACUGCUUCUAAGUUUUAAGGAUCAUUUUGCAUUUUUGGUUUUAGGUGUAAUUUCACAAAGUAAUUUUUAAAAACUCAUCGGGAGGGCUUGGCUAUAAUAGUUAGUCAUCAUAAUAUUAGUUUGUUGUAUUUGUUAGGCCCAUUUCAAUUAUAAGAGUUGUUGCUUUGUUUGCUAGCUUAGGGGCUAUGUGUAUAUAUAUAAGGCCCAUGAGGCCAUGAGUAUGGUUGUGGA
Messenger RNA from Corylus avellana, 1913 nucleotides. Its product is annotated as 7-deoxyloganetic acid glucosyl transferase-like. The record is from RefSeq and is a predicted model, not a curated record. Gene Ontology annotation, molecular function: quercetin 3-O-glucosyltransferase activity; quercetin 7-O-glucosyltransferase activity. Lineage: Eukaryota; Viridiplantae; Streptophyta; Magnoliopsida; Fagales; Betulaceae.